AUGACUACAAUCUUCUUCAACGGCUUCUCGACCGAGUCGUCGUCUUUACGCUUCUCAGAAGAGGCAGCGCCACUCAACUCAGUAGAAAGACGCCAAUCAAACGGAAGAGCAGCUGUACCAAGCUCCGCCACAAGUAUCCGUCCACAUUGGACGAAGGAGGAGCGGAAGAAUGACAUAUCGGAAGGUGGGAAUCGACACUCCUUGGCCUGGGGGCAAGAUGGUGGUGUUCUCUGUCUCUAUGCUGCACUUGUAUGUCAUCCUUCCAUGGCACAACUUACAUUUCUCUCCACCAUCUCUCCUGACUGGCGUUGCGAAUCCGUCGGAAUGCGUCUACUUUUUCAUGUACUUUCACUCAAUUGUCAAGCCGACAUGUCGGCACACCAACACGAGUUUGUCGUCUUCAUGUUGAGGCUGGUUCACGAACAGACCCACGGCUGUCAUGUUGCGUGUUGUGAUUCGCCCGACGGUACUGCCAAGAGACAGUCGGUAACGACUGUCUUCCGAUCAAACCUCAUGAUUGCUACUUGUUCCAUGUGUCCGAUUCUUCUGCUUUUAUCAUCGAAGUUCUACUUGAAACCGUCGCCUACAAACAAGGGUCGAAUUGAAGGCAUUAGAGCCUUUGAUGUCGUCAUUCUGAAGAGGCAGGCUCGAAUCUCGUUAAAGCUGCCGAGUCAACGAUUCGUCCUUUCGCUCGUAGCGAGGUUGCAUGACUUCUUAAAUGAAUCCGCGGUUUGA
Molecule: messenger RNA, 735 nt
Organism: Protopolystoma xenopodis
Lineage: Eukaryota; Metazoa; Platyhelminthes; Monogenea; Polystomatidea; Polystomatidae
Source: the annotation of a GenBank genome assembly